Messenger RNA from Spea bombifrons (plains spadefoot toad), 3109 nucleotides. RefSeq names its product tubulin tyrosine ligase 3-like. The transcript has 19 exons. Gene Ontology annotation, molecular function: protein-glycine ligase activity, initiating. Gene Ontology annotation, biological process: cilium assembly; protein polyglycylation; Arp2/3 complex-mediated actin nucleation. Lineage: Eukaryota; Metazoa; Chordata; Amphibia; Anura; Pelobatidae. Bases 88 to 3066 code for a protein of 992 amino acids. The record is from RefSeq and is a predicted model, not a curated record. Gene Ontology annotation, cellular component: Arp2/3 protein complex; actin cytoskeleton; cilium.
GCCGGUCGCUGGCUGUCUCAGUGAGGGGGAAGAAGGUAGUUGCGCCUGCGCAGAGCCGCCACUUCCGCUAUCGGGGAGACCGGAGCGAUGACCGCCACACUUCGCCCGUACCUCUGCGCAGUCCGUGCCACGCUGCAUGCAGCACUAUGUCUGGAAAACUUCUCGUCCCAGGUGGUGGAGAGACAUAACAAGCCCGAAGUCGAAGUCAGGAGUAGCAAAGAGCUGCUGCUCCAGCCGGUGGUCAUUAGCAGAAAUGAAAAAGAGAAGGUUUUGAUUGAGGGAUCCAUUAACUCCGUGCGCAUCAGCAUUGCAGUAAAGCAGGCUGAUGAGAUUGAAAAGAUCUUGUGCCAUAAAUUUAUGCGCUUUAUGAUGAUGAGAGCUGAAAAUUUCUUUAUCCUCCGUAGAAAGCCCAUUGAGGGCUACGAUAUUAGCUUCCUGAUCACAAACUUCCAUACAGAGCAGAUGUACAAACACAAGCUGGUCGACUUUGUGAUCCAUUUCAUGGAAGAGAUAGACAAAGAGAUCAGCGAGAUGAAGCUGUCGGUGAACGCAAGAGCUCGUAUCGUAGCUGAGGAAUUCCUUAAGAACAGCACACAUUUGAUUAUUGAUUCCCGUUACCGAUUGAGUCAACCCGCCACCAUGGUGGUGCAGAAGAUUUCUUCUGAAUCGCACAAGGAAGGGGGGGAUUCCAUUGGGAAAGAAGGUCCCAAAACGGAAAGAAGAGCGUCUUCUUCUGAAGGGCGUCUGCGGAAAAGAACCCUUCACUCGAGAAUUAAUCCGGAAAAACUGAAACAGGCCAAACUCCUGGCGGAUAACGCCGUUAAGGAGAAGAAGAUUUUUACCAUCCAUGGCCCGUACCCAGUGAUCCGCAGAUGCCUCAGAGAGCGAGGAUGGGUGGAGAGAAAACUCCCCAGCCUUACAAAACCUUGUAGGAAAGGCAUGGACGGGGAAAAAGGUGUUGGAAGUGGGAACGACGAUGAAGAUGAAGAUGGUGAUAACAUGGACAAGGACGGUGAUCUAGAUGAUUUCCACAACCUCACGUCAUGUCUUGUCCGCAAUGAAGAUCCCUAUUUUUUGUGGACAACCAGACGCGACUCCGUGGACUGUCGUUCCCUGCGAAAGGAUCAGAUAACGAACCAUUACGCGCAUGCUGCAGCUAUUACAACCAAGGUUGGCUUAUGUGUGAAUUUGAGAAAUCUGCGUUGGUUUGAUGACACUGUUCCAGACACCUUUUUCCCGCGUUGCUACAGGCUUGGAGUUUUUGAUGAGAAGCGAGCAUUUAUGGAAGACUUUUGGCUAACUGCUGCCCAGAGUAUCCUGAAGCUGGUGUCAGGAAGCCAACACAGAAGUGGCAUCAUUUGGGACGCAAACCGCGUCCCAGCUCAGGUUAUUGUGACUGCCCUGCAAGCCUGUGAAUCGUAUCUCGGCACAUUGGAACAUCAAGAUAUCGAUACAGAGAUUCCCAUCGUCACUGACGCAGCAUGGAAUGAGUUUCUACGCAGCUACUAUCAAAUCAUCCAUGAUGGUGCUGCGAUUGAAGACUCGGAUCUGUUUGCGAAUCGGUGCAACGAUGUGCUGGAGAAGUUAAGAUCAGUGAAUCCACAGCUUGAUAUCGAUGGCGUCAGGAACAUCUGGAUUGUAAAACCAGGAGCUAAAUCCCGUGGCAGAGGUAUAAUCUGUAUGGAUCGCUUGGAAGAAAUUCUAAAGCUGGAUAGCAGUGAUCCAGGGAUAGUCAAGGAGGGGAAAUGGGUCAUCCAAAAAUAUAUUGAGAGACCACUGCUGAUUUACGGCACAAAGUUCGAUGUGCGCCAGUGGUUUCUGGUGACCGACUGGAACCCUUUGACGAUCUGGUUCUACAAGAAAUGCUACAUUCGCUUCUCAUCCCAGACCUUCUCCUUGGAAAAUCUAGACAGCUCCAUACAUCUCUGUAACAACUCCAUACAAAAGUACUAUGAGAACUCGUGGAAGCGCCAUCCUCUGGUGCCUUCUAGCAACAUGUGGUCCUGCGAUGAAUUUCAGAAAUAUCUACAAGAGAUGCGAGCGGGACGCGCCUACAAGGAGGUGAUUGUGCCAGGAAUGAAAUCUGCCAUAAUCCACGCCAUUCAGAGUUCCCAAGAUGUGAUGGAGCCCAAUAAGAGCAGUUUUGAAUUGUACGGAGCAGAUUUCAUGUUUGGAGAGAACUUCCAACCCUGGUUGAUUGAGAUUAACGCCAGUCCAACCAUGGAACCAUCGACAGCAGUGACCACCGAGCUUUGCGCUGCGGUGCAGGAGGACACCCUGAAGGUGGUGUUAGAUUGGAGACGCGACUCAAAAGCGGAUGUGGGGUUAUUCGAGCUCAUCUACAAACAGGCUUCUGUAGAUGUUCCUCAGUAUAAGGGAAUAAACCUGCUGGUGGAAGGAUCCACUGUUAAGAAGCCACGUCCCCCUCCACAGAGACAGUCCCACGGUGGAUUUAAUAUGGUUAUCGCUCCUAGGAUAAGACAAAAGUCUUCGUCGAUGGUGCAGGCCAGCAUCUCAACAGCAACUUCCCAGGCUAGUCAAGAGGCUAUUACCGGAUCACCGGCAAGCCAUCCGUGUACAUUAACCAGGCCAAAGACAACAGCGACUCUGACACCACCUAAAAUAUCUAGGGCAGAAAACAAAGAUGUGCUAGGACUGGCACAUGGUGGUAGAUUAUAUAAGAGCGGAGUAUCUACUUUCCAUCAUCAUUCUCCAAUCGACCUAAAACUGCGCCUGUCUGAGAAGCCGCCAGUCCUGCGUUAUUCUACCGGGCUACGAGAUAGAGGCUACAUAGACAUGAAGCUCACCAGCCUCGACUCUAAAGUCUUGCCGAUUCUUAACAAAGGGGCAACAACCGGUCCCAUUUACCAACAAAAGAUGCCCAGCGUCUUCUUUAAGGGUCCGCACUCCCUGAAGAUCCCCUAUGUAACAGGUUCCAAAAGUGGCAGGCUACUGGCUAAAUCUACCUGCUUACACCUGUCCAUGACAACCAACCCUAUUAAGCGCCAUGAACGAGCACCGCCAUAUAUUCGGAACCCCGUUAUCCCCACGCCGCUUCGAAUGUGAAUGCCACGUUUUCCAAUACCACGGAGCGGUCAUCUGCCGCCGA